Messenger RNA from Drosophila hydei, 5646 nucleotides. RefSeq names its product sorbitol dehydrogenase-like. NCBI's taxonomy places the organism in Eukaryota, Metazoa, Arthropoda, Insecta, Diptera, Drosophilidae. The transcript has 7 exons. Gene Ontology annotation, molecular function: L-iditol 2-dehydrogenase (NAD+) activity; zinc ion binding. Gene Ontology annotation, biological process: D-sorbitol catabolic process. The record is from RefSeq and is a predicted model, not a curated record. Bases 92 to 1174 code for a protein of 360 amino acids.
ACAAAUUUAGCACUAGAUUCGAUUCAGCGUUCAAGCCGUGCGGACUUCUCCUAAACACAUUAUAAUUGAAAUUUUACAAAAACUAUUAAAAAUGGCAAAGGAUAACCUUACGGCUGUUUUAUACGGCAUAGAGGACAUGCGAUUGGAACAACGUCCAAUACCGAAUAUUUCCCCUGAAGAGGUUUUGAUCGCAAUGGAUAGCGUCGGAAUUUGUGGAUCAGAUGUGCAUUAUUUGACUAAAGGUCGCAUCGGUCACUUUGUGGUAACCAAGCCCAUGGUAAUUGGCCACGAAAGUGCAGGUGUGGUCGCCAAAGUGGGUAGCAAGGUAAAGCAUCUGGCUGUAGGAGAUCGAGUUGCCAUUGAACCAGGCGUGCCUUGCUACAAGUGCGAUCACUGCAAGCAGGGCAGCUACAAUCUGUGUCUCGAUAUGGUAUUCUGCGCUACGCCGCCUUACGAUGGCAACCUGACCCGCUUCUAUAAGCACGCAGCGGACUUUUGCUUCAAGCUACCCGAUCAUGUCACCAUGGAGGAGGGUGCUUUACUGGAACCUCUAUCCGUGGGCGUACAUGCCUGCAAACGUGCAGGAGUCAGCUUGGGAUCUAGGGUGCUUAUUCUAGGUGCAGGUCCUAUUGGAUUGGUUACGCUACUAGUUGCUCAAUCUAUGGGCGCUACGGAGAUUUUAAUAACUGACCUGGUGCAACAGCGUCUGGACAUUGCUAAGGAACUGGGUGCCACCCAUACACUGUUGCUGAAGCGUGAUGAGACGGCUGAGCAGGUCGCGGCCCGCGUGCAUCAGACCAUGAGUGGGGACCCCGAUAUGUCGAUUGACUGCUGUGGAGCGGAGAGCACCACACGACUGGCGAUCUUCGCCACACGAUCGGGAGGUGUUGUUGUCAUCGUAGGCAUGGGUCCGCCCGAAAUGAAGCUGCCUCUGUUCAACGCCUUAGCUCGAGAGGUAGACAUUCGCGGUGUCUUCCGUUACUGCAAUGACUAUUCGGCCGCCUUGGCCCUGGUGGCCUCUGGUAGAGUGAAUGUCAAGCGCCUUAUCACCCACCAUUUCGAUAUAACUGAGACACAGAAAGCAUUCGAAACUGCUCGGGAUGGCUUAGGUGGUGCCAUCAAAGUUAUGAUACAUGUACAAAAGAGGAAUACCAACAAUCCUGUAAAAUGUUAGUUUGUAGAUUGUAGUAAGCCAUGAGCUUAAAUUCCGAAAGCAUGUCAUAUGUGGCGUUAACAGAAACAAUAAAUUUAUUUGCUUGGUACAAAAUUAUUCGUUUGUUUUUUUUUUUCCAAAUUGCUUGUAUUUAUAUGAGCCAAGUUUCGGUCGUCUAAAUUUGGACUCAAGCAACAAAAAACGGAUAAAAUGUCCAAUAUGCUAUAUUGGCGGUUGGCUCAACCUCUUUACACCUACUUAUCCGUUAGGUUUGUUUGCUACCGUCCAUUGGCUCCAAUGAUCCGAUACUUGCAUAAAGAUAAAACUGGUCCUGAUAGCGAAUUCAAAAAACGACUGCGACAACGAUUGCAUAAGGCGAUUGAAGCAAAAGUCGAUAAUCUUAAGGAAAAGCAGAGGGCAUCAACAUCCGGAACCCCAGCAGACUCUGCUAGCGCAUCUAAAAAAGAUGUUAAAAAAGUUAACCCACCACCUAGUAUUAAAGUGAUCGAUAACAGUAAAAAUCUCUAUGGCAUUGAGUACCCAUCCCAAAUGUAUAAAGACUCUCAACCCCCACCUGAAACCAGUCCUGCGACUUUAAAAAAAUCUAAUGAAAAGGAUGUCGGGUUGAACACGGACAAACCGACAUUCGAAAGCCGUGCGAAAGCCUUUGUUGAAUCUUCUAUAAUUAAGGAACAAGAAUCUAAAGGAACACCUGAUAAAAGCCGAAACGAUGAAAACAAAAAAAAUAGCCAAAAGAAUAAUCCUAACAAUUCUGCGAGCACUUCAACAUCAGUUGACUGGACAAAGAUCUCCCCAAAUCAAGAUCCAUUAAAGGAAAAAAUUAUCAAGCAAAACAAAACUGAUUUAAAAAAAUUAACCGCGGCUACGAAAAGAUUGGAGUCUCAAAAGGAAUUUAAGAGGAAAGACAACAAAACUCUCAUUGAGUCGAAACCCCAAACUCCACGGGAUGGAUUGUUCAAACACAAUGCUGAUCCAUAUAAGACCAAGUUGCAUGAGAAGAGCUAUGAAAAGCCACCAACUGCCCAAAGUAUGAAGUCUGGGUAUGGGCCCAUCUCGAAAAGCAAACCUAUUGUAAAUAGAAUAGAACAAUUAUCUCAAGCAGAAGCGGAAGCGGAAGCAAAAGCAGCGAUAGCGAAUAUGAAAAUGAAAACAGAAGCGAAAGCGGGAAUGAAAGCUGAACAGGUAGCAAAAGCAAAGUCCGAAGUCAAAGCAGAAGUGAAAGCAGAAUCGAAAGCACAAGCGGCAGCGAAAGUGCAAGCAAAAGCGGAUCCAGCUAAAGGGGAAACUAUCUCCCAAGCAAACGUGAGCACUUCAAAUGAAACAAAAAGCGGGAAAAGGCAAACUAAUAACAGUGCAGGAGUAGCUCAGGAUCCGAAAAAUGCUUCUAGUAAUAUCAAAAUCACUGAUCGGAGGAAUACCGCAGUUGAAUCGGGGUCUGUAGAAACAGGGUCACAGAACAAAAAAGUGAAUACCAAAGGUACAUCUGAAUCUGAAUCUGAACAAUCUGAUAUUAUUUGUGACGCCGAAGGCAAUAAAAUGUUUGUCGGAGGUUCCGUAAAUAAGUUGUCCAGAGGUGGGAAUGAGUCUUCAAAGAACAAGCAGAAGCGGCUCAGUUUUAAGACACUGCAGUUUAAGACCAAAAAUUAUCUUGUGGAAAAUAGAUAUUCUAAGAAGAAAGCUAUAUCUCCUAAAGUUGAAAAAAGCCUUUUCACAAGUAAGCCGACUCAAAGCCAUAUGGGGAUGAAAUUAAAAACAUCAAUCAAAUACGAAAUGGACGCAAAAAGGAACACUAAGAGCUUGAAUAAAGAUAAGGACGAUUUAUCCAAAUGGAAGGACUUUCAGAGCGGACUAAGCAACCUGGAUGUAUCAACAAAAUCCGAGAAAAAAAUUAUGUCUCCUAAGGUUGAGAAAAACCUUUUCACGAAUAAACCUACUCAAAGCCAGCUAAAGAUAAAAGCAAGUCCAGAAAUUAAUUCUGAAAGGGAUCGAAAAGGAGGCUUGAAUAAAAAUAAGGAUGGCUUAUCCAAAUCGAAGGUCUCUCAGAGCGGGCUAAGCAAUAUGGGCGUAUCAACAAAAUCUGAGAAGGAAAUUACGUCUCCUAAGGUUGAGAAAAGCCUUUUCACGAAUAAACCAACUCAAAGCCAGUUGGAGACGAAAGUAAAUCCAGAAAUUAAAUCUGAAAGGGAUCCAAAAGGGAGCCUGAAUAAAGAUAAGGAUGACUUAUCCAAAUCGAAGGUCUGUCAUAGGGGGCUAAGCAAUAUGGGCGUAUCAACAAAAUCUGAGAAGGAAAUUAUGUCUCCUAAGGUUGAGAAAAACCUUUUCACGAAUAAACCUACUCAAAGCCAGUUGGAGACGAAAGUAAAUCCAGAAAUUAAAUCAGAAAGGGAUCUAAAAGAGAGCCUGAAUAAAGUUAAUGAUGACUUAUCCAAGUCGAACGUCUUUCAGAGCGGGCUUAGCAACACGAACUUGUCAGUCAAAUCUGAGAGAGGGACUACAUCUUCUAAAGUUAAGAAAAACAUUUUUGUGAGCAAACCUACUCAAAGCCAGAUUGAGACGAAAUUGAAAACGGCGAUCGGUAAAAUCAAAUCUGAAAUGGACACAAAUGAUUCCAAGGGAGCAUCAUGCGACAAGACCAAAGCCACAAAUUCGAAGACACAGCAAAAUAAAGUUGGUUCCACCUCCAACAUUGAGAAAUGGUUAUCAAGAGCUAGAGAAUUAAAGGCUCACCAGCAACAACAAUUUUCGAAGAAAAAAAGUCCAGUAGAUAUAAUUAGAAAAGCCUUCAACGCAAAAUAUCCUCCUAUUUCACCAGCCAAAGGUACUAAGAGCACUGACACAAAAGGCUCUAAGAGCAAUACACCACCACCCGUCAAGGAUUCACUUGAGUCGCUUGAUCCGAUGAUAUCGUCUCCCACUUUGGGGAAUAAAAUCUGUGAUAAUACUGUCAAGCCUGGAGAAAUUCAUUUAGUCGCAUCGGGCAAUAUAGUUAUAAAUACGGCCCAGACUCAAUUAAACCCUCUUCUUACUCCAGAUAGUAUCAACGCAGAUUUAAAUAAAAAAGACUCUAGCUUAAAUAAGCCAGGUACAAAUGAUAGAAAGCCAAAAACUUCGCAAGUUGUAAAGCCAAAAUUCGGAUUCACAGUGCCGCUGAAUUUGGAAGCUGCUGAUGAAAUCCCAAAUAACAAAAACAACCCCGUUGAAUCACUUCUUCAAAACGAGCUCAAGAACCCGCUGAUAUCAAAGGAAAACAAUUUCAAAGAAAAUCAAAUUACAAUAGCCGAAAUCAUCAAAAAACUUAGUCAAACAUCUAAAAGAAAAGCAGAUAGUAUUCGAAGUUUAAAUGAAAGUAGGAAGUCAAGAGAACAGCUCGAGCCCGUCAAAGGAAAUCCCACUAAAACGUCUCCGACGGGAACAACAAACGACAAGUUCUCCAAAAAGCCAUAAAAUAGCAAGUGAAUCUACUGAUCUUGACCAAAGUGAUUUCUCUACACCGUCCCAGUCGUUUGGCAAUUCUGCUGAGGGAGAAACUGUAGCGUCUUAUGGAAAAACACUGUGUUUUGCUUCUGAAGAGUGCCAGAUUUCUAAGAUCACAGCGAGUGCAGAUAUAGCCGAUGUAGGAAACUGUGUAAGCGUCAAUGAUAUUUUAGACGAGAGUAAGACUUUCGAAUUUAAAAAUAUACCAAUUAAGACAAAUAGAUUGUCAGAUUAUCAUCUAGCGCCUGGCCAGCUACACAAUUCUGAGUCAGAAGACGGAGAUCGCACUGCACAUAUGUUAAGUGUUCAGGAGUCAAGAGAAUUGAGCAGUUUAAGUCUCGAGGGCAAUGCAGACCUCGAUCGCUGGGGAAAACAUGAAGCAUUGAUGAAUGUCCCACCGAGAACAAAAGAUGAUACUGCAGAAAAGAUGGCUGAGCUGAAAGACGAGGAAACUCAAAGUCAACCAGAGAAAUGUUCAAUGUUAUAUUCAAAAGCGAAAGACGAAGCAAGACGAAGAGUGACGGUCUUACAAUAUCUAUGCCAGCUGUUCAAAGGUAAACGAAAUGGCAACAACGAUUCUGGUCUUAGAAAUAUCACAACUUCGGCGGUUCACAGUCGCAACAAAGAUGUGGACGAUUAUCGUGCAAGCAACCAGAUAUACAAGAAAUUCUUAUCCAAGCCUAAAAAAACAUUUAAAAAUGAUACUUUCGUUUCGCCAAAUGUGAGGAAGCAUGGUAUGGGCUCUCAGAUCUUGCGUGGGCAGCGAAAAAAAGUUGAAAAGCCAUCCACUAAUAAAGGGAACGAUUCAAAUCGUACCAAAAAGGCCACCGUACAUAUUAGUUCAGAUACUAAUCGGAAGCUGCCCACAAAACCAAGCCCCGAACAAGUUAUAAAGAGCCAUGAAAAAAUAGAAUUACCAAAGAACUUGGAUAAUUUAGCUGAUACUGCAAACAUUCCUGACGACUCUCCAAUAAAAUCAGAAGAGGAAAGUCCGACAG